Molecule: messenger RNA, 1530 nt
Organism: Botrytis sinoallii
Lineage: Eukaryota; Fungi; Ascomycota; Leotiomycetes; Helotiales; Sclerotiniaceae
Exons: 2
Coding region: 1-1530 (509 amino acids)
Biological process (GO): hydrogen peroxide catabolic process; response to hydrogen peroxide
Cellular component (GO): peroxisome; mitochondrion; cytoplasm
Molecular function (GO): catalase activity; heme binding
Source: RefSeq, a predicted model, not a curated record
AUGGUUGCUGACGAUAAGCCCGCCUCUACCUUCAAGUACAAUGAAGCUCCAGUCUACACUACUUCCAACGGAUGUCCGGUGAGACACCCAGAGGAGUAUCAAAGAGUUGGUACCAAUGGUCCUCUUCUUCUUCAAGAUUUCCAUUUGAUCGAUUUGUUGGCACAUUUCGAUCGCGAACGUAUCCCAGAGCGUGUUGUCCAUGCGAAGGGUGCCGGAGCUUAUGGAGAAUUCGAAGUUACACACGAUAUCAGUGAUAUCACCACCAUUGAUAUGUUAAGCCAAGUUGGCAAGAAGACCCCUCUUGUCUCACGUUUCUCAACUGUCGGUGGUGAAAAGGGUUCUCCAGAUUCGGCUCGUGACCCAAGAGGUUUCUCCGUCAAAUUCUAUACCGAAGAGGGUAACUGGGAUUGGGUUUACAACAACACCCCUGUUUUCUUCCUCCGAGACCCAACCAAGUUCCCUCUCUUCAUCCAUACACAAAAGAGAAACCCUCAAACAAACUUGAAAGAUGCUACCAUGUUCUGGGAUUACCUCUCAACUCAUCACGAGGCUGUUCACCAGGUUAUGCACUUGUUCAGUGACCGUGGUACACCAUAUUCCUACAGACACAUGAACGGAUAUUCUGGUCACACCCACAAGUGGUUUAAGGCCGAUGGUACCUUUAACUAUGUUCAAGUCCACUUGAAGACCGAUCAAGGAAGCAAGACUUUCACCAACGAGGAGGCCGGAAAGAUGGCUUCUGAGACCCAAGAUUGGCACACUCAAGACCUAUUCGAUGCAAUUGAGAAGGGAGAUUACCCAAGCUGGAGCGUCUUCGUUCAAGUUCUUUCCCCAGAACAAGCUGAGAAAUUCCGCUGGAACAUCUUCGACUUGACUAAGGUUUGGCCACAGGGUGAGGUUCCAUUGAGACCAUUCGGCAAAAUGACCCUCAACAAGAACGUUGAGAACUACUUCGCCGAAAUUGAGCAAGUUGCUUUCUCACCAUCUCACUUGGUUCCAGGUGUCGAGCCAUCUGCCGACCCUGUCCUCCAAUCUCGUCUCUUCUCAUACCCAGAUACUCACCGUCACCGUCUCGGUGUCAACUACCAACAAAUUCCAGUCAAUGCUCCCCUCCGAGCUUUCAAUCCAUUCCAACGUGAUGGUGCUAUGGCCGUCAAUGGAAACUACGGCGCCAACCCCAACUACCCAUCUUCUUACCGAAAGCUCACCCAAAAGCCUGUCAAGGCUACCAAUGAUCAUGAGCAAUGGUCCGGUGCUGCUUUGAGCUUUUUGUCCGAGGUUGGUCCAGAAGACUACGUUCAAGCUAAGGGUCUCUGGGAUGUCCUCGGCAAGCAAGAAGGUCAACAAGAUAACUUCAUCGGCAAUGUAUCUGGACACUUGGCGGCUGCUAAGGAGGACACUCGCAAGCGUACAUAUGACAUGUUCAGCAGAGUCGACCCAACUCUUGGUGCCAAGAUUGAAGAGGCAACCGAGAAGUUGGCUCCUGCUCCUGGUAGCAAGGCUGCUGGAUCUGCUCAAUCUCGCUUGUAG